Messenger RNA from Seminavis robusta, 2211 nucleotides. The record is from the annotation of a GenBank genome assembly. Lineage: Eukaryota; Bacillariophyta; Bacillariophyceae; Naviculales; Naviculaceae.
AUGAGCACGGCUACAUUACCAGAAAGCUACGACGAUUUAGAAAAUCCUCUCCACCAGCGGAAGCUUCCAGUCCCAAACCUCACAAUUUGUAUACUUGUUUGUGGUACCCACGGAGAUGCUCUUCCAUUCAUUUGGCUUGCCCAUGCAUUGCAAGAGCUGGGCCAUCGAGUUCGAAUAGCCACUCAUGAAACUCAUCGAGAACUGAUUCUUGGUGAGCUCAUUGAGUUCUAUCCAUUGGCAGGUGACCCAAAACAACUCUCAGCUUGGAUGGUAAAGACUGGAGGAACAAUCCUGGGAGAAGCCAUGCACCCACAAACAUUUCCUGCCAAGGGGAAAAUGGUGAAAGAGAUUAUUGAAUCAUGCUUCCCAGCUGUCACACAGCCUGAUCCAAAAGAUGCUGAGCUCAAGCCAUUUCUGGCUGACUGUAUCAUAGCAAAUCCUCCUGUCAUGGGUCACAUACAUGUGGCUGAGGCCCUGGGAGCUCCUUUACAUAUCAUGUUCCCUCAGCCAUGGUUCUAUGGCACUAAUGACUUCCCUCAUCCUAUGGCUGGCCUGCAGUACGUUCAAGGGGGGCUUGGGAACGCAGAGUCGAAUGCAGCUUUCGAAGUAUUGAACACAGCAGCCUUUGGCAGUUUCAUAAACCGUUGGAGAUCCAAGACUUUACGCCUACCUCGAUUGUUUGUCGGAAGCGGUCUGUCACAAGCAGUCAGAGAAUUCAGAAUUCCGUUUAGUGCCAUGUGGUCUCCAAGCUUUGUGCCCAAGCCACAGGAUUGGCCGGACUAUUGUCGUGUCGUCGGCAGCUUUGUCCAGAAACAGCGCACCUGUAGGGUGCAAGUCAAUGAGCAGAAUUUCCUUAAGUUCUUGGAAUGGUACAAACAUGGUGAAAAACCGAUUUUCAUUGGGUUUGGAUCCAUGAUCAUAGAAGAUACCAAAAAGUUGUCCGAAGUUAUUAUGGAAGCAUCUCGAAAAGCUGGAGUCCGUGUGGUGGUGCAAUCUAAUUGGUCCAAGCUGGAAACAUCCAAGCAAAAUCUUUGUUGUGACAUUGGUAGCUGCUCCCAUGAUUGGCUACUACCAAAGUGUUGUGCUGUUGUUCAUCAUGGAGGAGCAGGAACAACUGCAGCUGGGCUCAUGCAAGGCUUGCCAACUCUUGUAUGCCCUUUCUUUGGAGAUCAAUUCAUGUGGGCACGGAUGGUUCAUCAGGCUGGGGUGGGACCAGAGCCAUGUCCCAUACAAAAUCUGACUGCAGAUAUACUUGCAGAGAAGUUUCUGGAGUUGACCAGCGCGGAAACCACACAAGAGGCACAGCACCUUGCAAAGAAGAUGAUUGAGGAAGAUGGUGUUGAGGGAGGGCUUCAGCACUUCUUGGAUGGAUUGCAAAGAGACAACCUCUGCUGUGAUGUCAACCUUGUCAUGGGAGAGGCUGAACUGGCUUGCUACAGAAUACGAAGCCAAGAGGUCAAGAUUGGUCGAGAAGUAGGAGCUUUGCUAGUCAGACCUGUGUUAGGCAGAUCGCUCAGCCACCUCUGUCGAUGGUUACCCGUAUGCUGUUGUGGUGUGGCACUUGAACGGUAUUCGCGACAGACCUACUCUCUCCCCAAAACUUUCCUUAGAGGUUGCGUGUCUGGUUGCACUGGCUGCUUUGCCUAUGUGUGUUUCAGCCCAUGGUAUAUUUUGACGAAGUCCUACAAGUAUGCCAAGUCACACGGAGCCUUGGGCUUUUUGUUCGGGGUCUUGGUGUCUCCAUUUUAUGUCAUUUGGGCUGUUCUUUACGGCAUUUUUGUCGUCUUUGUAGACAGAGCGUUGGUUGGCCUUCUCAAUGGUUGUUGUGGUCGAAAGGUACAUUACGUUCUCGACCCAGCGGCUCGGUCCCGCCCUUUUUCGCCUCCGUGCUCCAUUGCCGAAGAGUUGCAAGACCUUGAAGCACCAUCCGAUGAGAGACUGGAAGCAGUCAACGAAGCCUUGGAAAUAGUUAGGAGCGCUAAUCGGGUUUUCCGAAACUGCAAUCCUGGUUUUCGUGACGACCACUGGAAUUGGAAAGUCGUUGCAGCAAGCAAACUGAGAUCUAAGACUUCAAAACUCAAAUCUCUCACAGCGGAGGAACAAAGCAGCUUAUCGCGGUUGCUAGAAUUUGAAGGUCAUCAAGAAAUCAGUUUCAGCCGGUUUUGUCUAGUCAUUGGAGAAGCGAUUAAGCCUCGCUUUCAGCAGCACUAA